AUGAACGUCAACUGCACGAACGAGACGGAGCACGUGGUGCACCCUGGGAAGGCUGGUUCCGCCAUUUUCCUGUCCAGUUUCACGUCAUUGUCUAACGCGGCAGUGAUCGCCAUAGUGGGGCUGCGGAUCGGGAAGAACAACAACGUCCCGCUGAUUCUGGUGCUGGCGCUGGCCUGUACGGACCUCGGCACGGCGUUUUUCGACUUCAUCCCGGCCACCAUCACGUACUUCGUGGGUUUCUGUAAGAACGGCGGGCAGCCCAUGUGCUUCUUCCACGGCUUCGUGCACACCUUCCUGCUCACCACCUCGCACUGCAUCGUGGUGCUGAUGGCGCUGGAGCGGUUCGUGGCGCUCUGCUACCCCUUCCGCUACAACAAGCUGGUCACCAACAGGAAGGCCAGUCUGGUCCUGCUGGGCUGCUGCGUCUAUGCUGUGAUUUUCGCGGUGCUGCCCCUGCUGGGGUUUAACCGGGUGGUGGCUCACUUCGGCGCGAUCUGUUUCUACGACUGGUACGACCGCAGCACGCUGGGCAGCAUCUACAUCUACUGGUACUGCAUUCAAGGUUUCCUGCUGAUCGCGACCCUGGUGUUCUGUAACAUGGUGGUGGUUCGGGAACUCCGCCGCAUGCAGAAGCGCAUGCCGAACGCAGCUGGGGCCGCUCCGGACCCCUCACUCACCAAACACCGCGAGUUUACCGCUUAUAUGGUGGUGGCUUCCGUCAUCUUCACUGUCUGCAUGACCCCACUUACAAUCCGCACCCUGUGUAACCAUCUCGGCGUGCUGCCCAGCCCCAACAUGGACUACUUGUCCGUGCGGAUGCACAUCAUCAACAGCGUGAUCAACCCUCACCUGUUCUGGAUGUUCCGCGCCUCCGCCAGACAGCGCAUCUGGGAGCUCAUCAAACGGAUUGGCUGCUGCUGCCGCCCUGGCGAAGGGGAGCACAUGCAGCUCUUCAACCUGUCAUCCUCUGGUGGAACUGCAUCUGAGCAAAACAGGAACAACUCAGCCUCUGCCGACCCCACCUCUGCCGAUCCCAGCAAGACCAACUCAGCCUCUGCCGAUGACAAGGCCAGGGUCUACAAGCCUGAGAGUGAUGAUGGCCCUCAGACAGCCUAGACGAAUUGCUACAUCUACAAGCUUGCUACAUCUACCACAAGCCUGCUACAUCUACAAGCUUGCUACAUC
Molecule: messenger RNA, 1185 nt
Organism: Branchiostoma belcheri (Belcher's lancelet)
Lineage: Eukaryota; Metazoa; Chordata; Leptocardii; Amphioxiformes; Branchiostomatidae
Product: prostaglandin E2 receptor EP4 subtype-like
Exons: 8
Coding region: 1-1116 (371 amino acids)
Biological process (GO): adenylate cyclase-activating G protein-coupled receptor signaling pathway; positive regulation of cytosolic calcium ion concentration; inflammatory response
Cellular component (GO): plasma membrane
Molecular function (GO): G protein-coupled receptor activity
Source: RefSeq, a predicted model, not a curated record